GCUUCUUUAAUAGCUCCAUAUGACAAACAGUCAAACAGAGUGCUAGUAGUUUGUCUGUCUUGUUGUAAGCGUCGAAGACCAAUUUAAAAUAAAAUCAAAGAAUGAGUCGUAGGAAACGUGAUGAUGGAUAUGAACAUGGGUAUCGUAAAAGGCGCAGAGUUGUCUCGGAGCAGGCAGAAAUUGAAGACCGGUUAGAAUCUCUUAUUAUCAGGGUUGGAGACAAAACGUCAUCAUCUUUAGAAAGCAAUUUAGAAGGGCUAGCUUCAGUAUUAGAAGCUGAUUUGAACACGUACAAGAGUAAAAUAUUACGUAUUUUGUCGGAAUGCCCAAUCCAAAUGCCAGAGAAAUGUACUAUCUACAGCACAUUAGUUGGUCUUCUGAAUGCUAAAAACUAUAAUUUUGGAGGAGAGUUUGUGGAACAAAUAGUGAGAAACCUAAAAGAAGCUCUCCGUGAGGGGCAAUGGGAAUCUGCUCGUUUAAUUGUACGUUUCAUAUCUGACAUGGUCAACUGUCACAUAGUCUCUGCCUCUUCCUUGCUACAGUUAUAUGACAGUUUUAUUGAUGCUGCCAUGGAACAAGGAGUUCCUCAGGUUCGACGAGACUGGUACAUGUAUGCGUUGUUGACGGCGCUUCCUUGGGUUGGUCGAGAGCUUUUUGAAAAGAAAGAAAAUGAUCUUGAACGUAUAAUGGCAGCAAUGGAAGGUUAUCUUCGCAGAAGAAAUACUGCUCAUGUCGCUGCUCUUCGAGUUUGGAAUUGUGAUACUCCGCACCCACAGGAAGAAUACCUGGAAUGUCUUUGGGCUCAAGUACGGAAAUUGCGAACAGACGAGUGGCAGGAAAGACACAUUUACCGUCCAUAUUUAGCUUUUGAUUCUAUCCUUUCUGAAGCUUUGCAACACAAUCUCCCGGUCAUUCUACCUCCGCCUCACACAGCUAGUACGCAAUAUCCGCUACCAUGGGUUGUUUUCAGGAUGUUUGAUUACACUGACUGUCCAGAAGCUGGUCCACUUUUACCAGGAACUCAUUCAGUAGAGCGUUACUUGAUUGAGGAACAUUUACACCAGAUCAUCACUCGUCAUCAUAACGAACGCAAGGAACUAGCCACCCAAUUGUUGGCGUUCCCACAGAGAAAUAAGAUCCCUUUGGAAUACAUGAUAGUUGAAGUUCUCUUCUCAGAACUUUUCCAAAUGCCUUCCCCUCGUUACUUGGAGAUUGCUUAUGGUUGUACUUUGAUAGAACUUUGCAAGCUUCAACCAAGUACAAUGCCUCAGGUGUUAGCACAGGCUACGGAGUUGCUUUACGAAAGAAUUGAUACCAUGAAUGCCACCUGCUUUGAUAGAUUCGUUUCUUGGUUUUCUUACCAUCUCAGUAACUUUCAAUUCCGCUGGAGUUGGGAUGACUGGCAGAAUUGUCUUUCACUCGAAAAAGACCACCCCAAGGCAAAAUUUGUUUCUGAAGUGUUCGGGAAAUGUUUGAGACUCUCCUAUCACAAGCGCGUGACUGAAAUGGUGCCUGAAUGUUACUCACCGCUGUUGCCCCCGAAACCAGAACCGUACUUUAAAUACCAAAUUGAAGGAGGAAAUGGUUUUCCUGGGGCUGCUCAAGUCCAGACUUUGACUGAGCUCCUAAGAAAAAAGCCAACGCCUGAAGAAGUACUAGAGUUGGUCCAGCAACUACCGAAUCCUCUCAAAGAUGACGACGGGGAUAUGGAGCCUUCACACAAUCCUCUAGCAAUUGAAGUAUUUGUUCAGACUCUGCUACAUUUGGGCUCGAAGAGUUUUACGCAUACUUUUGCCGGUCUCGCUAAAUAUCAUUCAGUCUUCAAGAAUAUUUGUGAGAAUGAAGAGGCACAGAUCUGUAUGCUUCGUCAAGUUUAUGAGCUCUGGCAACACCACCCACAAUUUUUAGGAGUGGUAGUUGAUAAGAUGUUAAAGACACAAAUUGUUGAGUGUUGUGCCGUAGCAAAUUGGAUCUUUUCACGAGACAUGGCACCCGAGUUCACUCGUUCGUACAUUUGGGAGGUCUUGCACUUGACUAUUCGCAAAAUGAACAAACACGUCGUCCGUCUAGAGAAAGAGGUGGCGGAUGCACGCGCUAAACUCAGAGCUGCACCAUCUGAUUCGGAAUCAUCUGAUGAAGAUCCAUCUAGAGAGGGUGGUGAAAAGCGUCGACGCACCUCUAGUAAUAAAGAAGCUACAAAGGACGAUGGGGAACAACCUACGGAAGAGAUGGUCGAGCGUAUGGAAGAACGCUUGGAGGCUGCCCAAUCAGAUCAAAAGAACCUGUUUUUGAUCGUGUUUCAACGUUUCAUCAUGAUUUUGUCGGAGCACGUAGUUCGUUGCGAUACAGAUGGCAAGGAUUUCAACACAUUUUGGUAUCAAUGGACUGUUGGAAGAUUGCAGCAAGUUUUCAUGGCGCAUCAUGAGCAGGUGGAAAAGUACAGUCAAACGUUGGAAACCCUUCUCUUCACACACGAUUUGGAUGGCAAUAUUCUUGACACUUUUCGACAAUUUCAAGCUCUUCGCAGUUAAUUGUGACAAGAUCCUACAAGUUAGGCCAAUAGCGAAAGCUUUCCUUUUUCAUGGGUUUUCAAUAUUUUAACAUGUUUUGAAAUGCGAAUACAAGUGUGUAAUCCAGA
Molecule: messenger RNA, 2638 nt
Organism: Daphnia pulicaria
Lineage: Eukaryota; Metazoa; Arthropoda; Branchiopoda; Diplostraca; Daphniidae
Gene: Cbp80
Product: nuclear cap-binding protein subunit 1-like
Exons: 14
Coding region: 102-2531 (809 amino acids)
Biological process (GO): mRNA export from nucleus; nuclear-transcribed mRNA catabolic process, nonsense-mediated decay
Cellular component (GO): nuclear cap binding complex; nucleus
Molecular function (GO): mRNA binding; RNA cap binding; protein binding
Source: RefSeq, a predicted model, not a curated record